AGAUGGCGGCGGGCUCGGAUCUGCUGGACGAGGUCUUCUUCAACAGCGAGGUGGACGAGAAAGUGGUGAGCGACCUGGUGGGCUCGCUCGAGUCGCAGCUGGCGGCCAGCGCGGCCCACCACCAUCACCUGCCGCUGAGGCCCGACGCGCGGGCCGCGGCCGCCGCGCUCGGAAACCACGCCGGGAGCGCCGGCGCCGAGGCCGCCCCGCCGGAGCGGCCCGCAGCAGGUAGCCGGGGCCAGGCGGGGCGGGCUGUCAGCGCGGCCGCCGCGCGUCCUCACCGCUCUCUCCUUGUUGUUGCAGGGCCCGGAGCCGCCAGCCACGGCGCCGCGCGCCCGCCGCCGUCCGAGGGCCCCGCGCCCGCCCCGGCGCCCGCCCCGGCCCCGGCCGCCGCGGGCCCCGAGCCCGGCCCCGCCGCCAGCCCCGCCGCGGGCCCGGCCAAGCCUGCCGCCAGCCCCGCCGCGGGCCCCGCGCUGCGCGCCGGCAAGCUGGGCGGCCCCGGCGCCGUGCAAACUUUGAAUGGGAGCAGCGUGGUGGUGAACUCGCUGCGCGCCGCGCCGCCGGUCAACAACGGGCCCGCGGCCGCGCCGCCCCCGGCCAAAGCGGGCGCUGUCAGCGCCGCGCAGCCCGCCGGCUCCGUCAUCCAGGCCGCCGCCGCCGCCGCCGCGUCCCCCGCCGCCCCGGCCCGGCCGUCCGGCACGCCCGCGGGACCCCCGGCCGCCGCCGCGCAGAACGGGAGCAGCACUGGGAUCGGCGCGGCGCUGGGCGCAGGGGGCGCGCCGGCGGGGGGCGCCGCCGCCGCCGCGCCGGCCCUGCAGGCCGCCCCUCUGGUGAACAGUCAGCCGGCGCCCCCCGCGCCCCCUGCCGCCGCGCCGCCGGCGCAGGCCGCCAAGGCCGAGUCCCCGAAGACCUCGGUGCCCGCGGCGCCCCCGCCGCAGACGCUGCCGGCCAGCUGUCCGGCGGGCGCGGGAGCAGGCGUGCUGCUCGGGCAGACUGUGCCGCCGGCCGGCCCCCCGCCCGCGCCCGGCGCCCCCGCCGCGCUGCCCAAGGGCGCGGCCGCCCCGAGCCUGCCGCCCCGGACUCCCACGGCCGCCGCGCCCGGCCUCCGGGCCACCCUGACGCCCACCGUGCUGGCCCCGCGCCUGCCGCAGCCGCCGCAGAACCCCACCAACAUCCAGAACUUCCAGCUGCCCCCAGGUAUGGUCCUCGUGCGCAGCGAGAACGGGCAGCUGUUAAUGAUCCCUCAGCAGGCGCUGGCCCAGAUGCAGGCGCAGGCCCAUGCCCAGGCCCAGCCUCAGACCACCAUGGCGCCCCGCCCUGCAACCCCCACAAGUGCCCCUCCUGUCCAGAUCUCCACUGUACAGGCUCAAGGGACGCCUAUUAUUGCCCGGCAGGUGACCCCAACGACCAUAAUUAAGCAAGUGUCUCAGGCCCAGACGACAGUACAGCCCACCACCACACUACAGCGCUCGCCCGGCAUGCAGCCCCAGCUUGUCCUGGGAGGCACUGCCCAAACAGCGUCGCUAGGGACGGCGACAGCGGUGCAGACGGGAACACCUCAGCGGACUGUCCCGGGAGCAACCACCACCUCCACGGCUGCCACGGAAACUAUGGAAAACGUGAAGAAAUGUAAAAAUUUUCUGUCGACAUUGAUAAAGCUGGCUUCGUCUGGUAAACAGUCCACAGAGACAGCAGCAAAUGUGAAAGAACUUGUGCAGAAUUUACUGGAUGGAAAAAUCGAAGCAGAAGAUUUUACUAGUCGUUUAUACCGAGAACUUAAUUCUUCACCUCAACCUUACCUUGUGCCUUUCCUGAAGAGGAGCUUACCCGCCUUGAGACAGCUGACCCCCGACUCCGCAGCCUUCAUCCAGCAGAGCCAGCAGCAGCCGCCACCCGCUGCACAGGCUACCACGGCGCUUACGGCAGUGGUGCUGAGCAGCUCUGUCCAGCGCACGGCCGGGAAGACGGCGGCGACUGUGACCAGCGCCCUCCAGCCCCCUGUCAUCAGCCUCACGCAGCCCACACAGGUUGGCGUCGGCAAGCCGGGGCAGCCCACACUACUGGUGAUCCAGCAGCCUCAGAAGCCGGGAACCCUCAUGCGCCCUCCCCAGGUGACGCUGACGCAGACGCCCAUGGUGGCCCUGCGGCAGCCGCACAGCCGCAUCAUGCUCACCACGCCACAGCAGAUCCAGCUCAACCCCCUGCAGCCAGUCCCCGUGGUCAAACCUGCUGUAUUACCGGGAACCAAAGCCCUGUCCACCGUCUCUGCACAAGCGGCUGCUGCUCAGAAGAAUAAGCUCAAGGAACCCGGGGGAGGUUCGUUUCGGGAUGAUGAUGACAUCAAUGAUGUCGCCUCCAUGGCAGGAGUAAACUUGUCGGAAGAAAGUGCAAGAAUAUUAGCCACCAACUCUGAACUAGUGGGCACGUUAACGAGGUCCUGUAAGGACGAGACCUUCCUCCUCCCAGCUCCUUUACAGAGAAGAAUAUUAGAAAUAGGUAAAAAACACGGCAUCACGGAACUGCAUCCAGAUGUGGUGAGUUAUGUGUCACACGCCACGCAGCAGAGGCUGCAGAACCUCGUGGAGAAAGUCUCAGAGACGGCACAGCAGAAAAAUUUCUCUUACAAGGAUGAUGAAAGAUACGAGCAGGCAAGCGAUGUGCGGGCCCAGCUCAAGUUUUUUGAACAGCUCGAUCAAAUCGAAAAGCAGAGGAAGGACGAGCAGGAGAGAGAAAUCCUAAUGCGGGCAGCCAAGUCUCGAUCCAGACAAGAAGAUCCAGAACAAUUAAGGUUGAAACAGAAGGCAAAAGAGAUGCAGCAACAGGAGCUUGCUCAGAUGAGACAGCGAGAUGCCAACCUCACGGCCCUGGCGGCCAUCGGGCCCCGGAAGAAGAGGAAAGUGGAUUCUCCAGGACCGGGAUCAGGAACAGAGGGAUCGGGCCCUGGCACUGCAGUCCCAGGCAGCUCUGGCGUCGGAACCCCCCGACAGUUCACGCGGCAGCGGAUCACGCGGGUCAACCUCAGGGACCUCAUAUUUUGUUUAGAAAAUGAGCGCGAGACAAGCCAUUCACUGCUGCUCUACAAAGCAUUCCUGAAGUGACGGGAGAGCGUGGUGUUCUGAUGGGGAUGCCUGGGGACGUUUUUAUAGAUUUGCAGAUUACACCUUUUUGUAACAAGCAAAUGGGAUAUUGUUUAAAAAACAGUCACCUCUUUACAACGGAACAGUUUUCUAUUCCUGUUUAUAAAUCAGCUCUUCAGUGUGAGAGAAAAAGCGUUCUGUAGCAGAGAGAACUCAAGGCCUGUGGAUACUCUUAGAGGACAGUUCAAGCUGAGCUCAUCUUUGAUCGAGUGGCCUUCUUGCCAAACAAGCCAUAUAAAAGACUGCUGGGGCUGCCGUCCGUCAGCGCGUAGCCAUGUCCACGUCACGUGUGCGUUUGGUUCGUUCCACCUAACUUCCGACAUAGGCACAGUCUACAGCCCGUGACCUCAUCUCAUGUGUUUUAUUUUUGUAAGAGUCAGUUGGCAAAGCACACUGACGUUUUUAGACUCUUUAUCCCCCUCCCUGGCCCCCUCCCGUCCACCCUUCUCCAGGAAUCCACGACCCAUUGCCUCGACUGUAUCACCUUCCCACCCCGUGCGCACUGUCAGCCUCUGUACAAAGGCAUUGAUUUGCUAUUGUUUGUAAAGCUGUAAAGUUAAAAGAGAUGACCUUUUCAGCAUAAAUAUAUUUUACUUGCACUGUGUUUUUUAGCUCAAAGUGAAAGCUUAGAUGAAAUAAAAUCAGAGUUGAGAAGAAUCAUCAGACGACUGUUUCUCAGUGUGAAUCAAGUGUUGAAAAAUGGUUGGUGUAUUUUGUCAGUAAUUGUACAUAAUCUCUGGCACCUGACAUAAGAAUGGUGACCUGAACGAUAAUUAUUUUGCUACAAGACUGUAUGCAAGCUGUGGGCCCACUUUACAGACGCCCAGAGCAAAGCCCUUCUUUGUACCUAUUUUUUUAUUACAAAUAUACUAAUUGGUUCUUUAUAUUUUCAGAGGUUAUUGUAUUAAAUUGUCUAUUGAUAGUACUUUUAUGACUGUAAAUACUCUGGCCUUGUUCGUGGAAUUUCUCACGCUCGACUUGAGCGCGCGUGACGGAGUGCUGACCAGUAUUUUUUAUCAACGCCUGAAAACUGUUACGCCUUUUAUUUUGUCUUUUAGGAAAUCCCUGUCUUUCCAUUUUUUCAUGUAAAUUUUGCACAGUUACUUGUUCAUAUGUAAAUAUUUUACUUUCAAAAAUGAAGUUUUUAAUCGCUAUUGUUUUAUAUAGGAUUGAAAGAAAAUUAACUCCUUUAUUAAAAACAAAUCUAUCUGUAUUUGUUUUGCCUGUUUUUCCUUGUGCUCCAGCUGUAGAUUCCCCUGCCCGAGGCUCCCAUCAGGUUCCGCGGAGGGUUGGUUUACGACCUUCUUGUUAGGACCAGCAGUCAGAGCCGGGGAGUGGAGCACGGGUCCUUUUACUUCCUGGACGGACGCUCUUAUGGGCAGAGCCAGGGUGGGUUUUGCCAUGUCUGCAGCCGACUGCUGACCUGCACCUUCCCAUGCCACCGGCUGCCUCUAUUGGGGGAGCGCCCCGGCUCUGGACCCCACAUGCUGUGCUGUGUGUGCUGGCUCUGUCCCUGGGGACAAGCGGGGGCACCGCUGGGGAGGGGGCGGCGAGCCUGGGGUGGGCCCUCCUUGGAGGGACUUCACACAGCAGCACACUGGGGGGCCCCACCCUGGGUAACCCCCGCCCCCCGGCUCCACAGUGACAGAGUGUGGCAUUGGCUGUGAUGAGCCACAGCUCCUGAUGGGCUGCUCAUCUGGGCUCAGUGCCUAAAUUCACACCGACACCAACACCCUGUUUUCGUGCGUCCAGAGUGCCGACCACUGGUGUAGCUGGAGCUGGUUCCCAGUUUCCACAUUUGCUCUGACACUUGAACAGAUCUCCUGAAGUAGGUCUGUCUUGUCGGAAAACAGCUCUCAUUUGGAUACCUGCGAUGCUGGAGGAUGAAAGAAACGCACCCUAAAUUGGAGAGCUUUAGCAGAAGUGCUAAAACCAUUUGCUGUGGAGUUGACUCCGACUCACGGUGACCCCCUGGGUGUCAGAGUAGACUGCGCUCCAUAAGGAUUGCACUAGCUGAUUUUUCAGAAGUAGAGCAGCAGGGCCCUCUUCCCAGGCAUCUCUGGGUGGACUUGAACCUCCAACCUUUCGGUUAGCAGCUGAGUGCUUAACUGUUUGCACCACCCAGGGACUCCAGCAGAAGUACUAGAGAAGUACUAAACCAAACCAGACCUGUUGCCACAAGCUGAUUCCGACUCCUAGCGACCCUAAAGGACAGGGUUUCCAAGGAGCGGCUGGUGGAUUCAAACUGCCGACCUUUUGGUUAGCUGCCGAGCUCUUAACCGCUGCACCACCGGGGCUCUGGAGGAGUCCUUAAGGGCCCCAGUCUCCAGCCUCCCUGUGCAUGAAUAUGCUCAAGCAAUUGAUUGUCGCCAUGCUUAGUUUUCGGCCUAAAAUCACUUAGUUGUGUCAGGGAAGGAAGUUGGACUUGAAUUUCCACAGGUGUGACAGAUUCACCUCAGCUCUUUGUGUUCCUGCUGGGCCCAGUCCGCCUGCCCUCGGGACAUGGCCUUGAGUCCUGCACUCAGGUGGAGCUGCCUCACAGUGGAGGCUUGCCAGCGGACGCUCUUCACAGGCAUGGUCCUUGGUUUUCUCUGGUAAGACCCUCAGUUGCCCUUCAGUCUCACACCACCACACAUUAUUGCCCUAAACCCAUUUUGGUUAUCUGCAGGCCCUGGGGCAGAGGCAGUGUAACAGUGCCUCUCCUGGCGUGAACAGGCCAGGUACAGGACAAGGGUGUCUGCUUUCACCGCUUCUAGUCACCGCUGUGUGAGGAAUUCCAGUCGGGCAAAAACAAGAAAUAAACUAUAACAUUUGAAAAGGAAGAAAGUGUAAAUAAAAAAUUCACAGAUAACAUGAUUGUGUACACAGAAAAUCCAAAAGAAUCUACAAACGUUAAUGAGACUGAUGAUAAGUGAAUAUCACAAGGUUACAGGAUACAAAGUUAAUACCCAGAAUCUAUUGUAAUUCUCUGUAAUAACAAUGAACAACUAGAAAAAAAAAAAAAGGUGGGGGG
This is a messenger RNA of Loxodonta africana (African savanna elephant), 6150 nucleotides long. RefSeq names its product TATA-box binding protein associated factor 4 (gene TAF4). The record is from RefSeq and is a predicted model, not a curated record. Gene Ontology annotation, biological process: transcription initiation at RNA polymerase II promoter; DNA-templated transcription. The transcript has 15 exons. Lineage: Eukaryota; Metazoa; Chordata; Mammalia; Proboscidea; Elephantidae. Bases 3 to 3098 code for a protein of 1031 amino acids. Gene Ontology annotation, molecular function: protein heterodimerization activity; RNA polymerase II general transcription initiation factor activity; DNA binding. Gene Ontology annotation, cellular component: transcription factor TFIID complex.